UCAGUCCGUUACCUCCAUGCAGAAGAUGUCGGGCUGUGUUAACCUUCGUGUUGCGGUGCUCCGUGGUGCACUAAGAGGAGCUUUUAGCCUCCAGAACCGGACACGGACCGGCCCAGCUGCCGCCGCCGGGCUCAGGUUAGCAUCCAGCGCUGCACAGAAAAGAAAGCAGGCGAUAAUCGAGUCCACGGAGGAGUACAAGUUCGUAGAGCGGCUCGUUCCCCCGUCGCGAGUCCCCGACCCUCCUAAACAUGUCGGAGCCGCCCCAUCCGGCUGGAUACCCCCGGCUGAAAGUCCGCCGGCACUGCCGUACAUGAUCCGCCGCUCCCGCAUGCACAACGUCCCGGUUUACACCGACCUGACCCACGGCAACCGCAAGAUGACGCUGGUUCGGAAGGUGGAGGGAGACAUCUGGGCUCUGGAGAAGGACGUGAGGGAAUACCUGAUGGAGGUGACGGGGAAGGAGCUGCCCACGCAGGUGAAUGAGGUCACCAUGACCCUGAAGGUCAAAGGUCACUUUGAUCAGGAGUUGAAGGACUGGCUGACCAACAAAGGCUUCUGAGACCGACACACCUGAGACUUCCGGUUCUUCAAACCUGAGGCUUUCAGCUUUGAACACUUCCGGUCUGACUCGGAGCCUUUUUCUGGUUUCAAACUGGACAUUUUGAAUCAACGCGUCAUUAAACAUGAUCCUGUGUGUGGAUUACAGCAGAACCCACGAGCUGAUGUUCACAGCUGUGAGCUGCUGCUUCUACACGGGAACAAUGUUGAUCCAAACACCAUUAAACAAAACCUGUUCUUGUAAGAAGAAAGAUCUUGCCCUUCUUGACUUAAACUGGGCUUGAGCAAGCGACCCCAGGGUUGAAUGGCUGCAGCACGUAACCACAGGGCUACCGCACCGUAAUGUUUUUG
Messenger RNA from Nematolebias whitei (Rio pearlfish), 909 nucleotides. RefSeq names its product mitochondrial ribosomal protein L49 (gene mrpl49). The transcript has a single exon. Gene Ontology annotation, biological process: translation. Lineage: Eukaryota; Metazoa; Chordata; Actinopteri; Cyprinodontiformes; Rivulidae. The coding region runs from base 17 to 559 and encodes 180 amino acids. Gene Ontology annotation, molecular function: structural constituent of ribosome. The record is from RefSeq and is a predicted model, not a curated record. Gene Ontology annotation, cellular component: mitochondrial large ribosomal subunit; ribosome.